Molecule: messenger RNA, 1004 nt
Organism: Camelina sativa (false flax)
Lineage: Eukaryota; Viridiplantae; Streptophyta; Magnoliopsida; Brassicales; Brassicaceae
Product: F-box protein GID2
Biological process (GO): regulation of gibberellic acid mediated signaling pathway; gibberellic acid mediated signaling pathway
Cellular component (GO): SCF ubiquitin ligase complex
Molecular function (GO): protein binding
Source: RefSeq, a predicted model, not a curated record
UAAUCAUCCCUAACCGGUCUCUUCUGGCACAUGCAAUAGAUAAAUGAGAUUUUUAGAUGAGAAAGAACAAAAACAUUUACGAACACUCCAAAACAGCUGUGAGGGGUAAAAUCGCCAUUUUGAAUUUAAAAGCAAAUUUUUAAUCUUCUUUGUCGUCUUCGAAAAUACUCAAAGAGCAUCUCAGAAACCCAAUCUCUCUCAUCUUCUCCAAUUCGAUACUUUUAUUUUUUUUUCAUCUCUCCUCUCAAACCCAAUCAAACAAGUUUCGAUCUGCUUAAUCAAAGUCUACAUGAAGCGCUCUGCUACCGAUGAUGCUCAGAACGAGAAAGACAAGAAGAUGAAGAGUAGUAUAACAACAGAGGAAGAAGGCCAAGUCUCAGAAAUCGGAUUCUCGAAUUUAGACGAGAAUCUAGUGUACGAGGUGUUGAAGCACGUAGACGCAAGGACCUUGGCUUUGUCUUCUUGCGUGAGUAAGAUCUGGCACAAGACGGCACAGGACGAGCGGCUUUGGGAGCUGAUCUGUACGCGUCACUGGGCUAACAUCGGCUGCGGCCAGAACCAGCUGAGGUUCGUGGUCUUGGCUCUCGGUGGUUUCAGAAGACUCCACUCCCGUUACCUAUGGCCACUCUCUAGUCCUAGUCCCCGUGCUAGAGUCGGUAAGGAUGAGCUCAAACUCUCCCUUUCUCUUCUCUCCAUUCAAUACUACGAGAAGAUGAGUUUUACUAAGAGAUGAAAUCUCUCCCAAACUCUAAUUAAUCCAGCGUAUGAGUUCUUAGGGUUUGGUUUCAUCACUUGUGUUUUUUGAAGUUUGGUUAGAAAUUGAUAAGUGUGAUGUGAUGUGAUGCUCAAAGCUGGCAAGAAUAUUGUUGUAUCCAUUAUUAGCCAGACUGUCAGCAAUAGUUGUGUUCUGUAAUAAUUGAGAGGAUGAUGUUGAUGAGUUUAAUACUUUAAUCGGAUCUGUUUAAGUAGACUAAUAGUAUCAUAUAUGAUUCGAUUUUGUUCAA